UUUGAACCGUUUACUUCUCCGUUUAGUCUUGAUAAUGUUUUCAUUUGUAAUACAAUUGUGUCUCAUACAAAAUGCUGCGCUUGCUUUCGCUGAGAAUAAUGAAUUCCAUUUAGCAACAUCUAGCCUUCCAAAGGACUUAAAUUUUAUGCCUAGCUUAGCUAAUGGACAUUUAGGCUUUACGGUCUUUGGUGAUGCGAUUUAUUUCAAUGGUGUCUACAAUGGUGAAGCUGGGAAUAGCCGUCGCGCUCGUCUACCGCACAAUUUAAAUCUAACGAUAGAGGUUUUCUCAGAGCAUUUACGGGCCUACCGUCAAUAUCAACUUCCUCCGACGCAGUAUGUUAUGAAUUUGGAAGGCGGUUACUUUCAAUGGCAACAAAACUUAAGUGUCUCCUUAGGAGAUACGGUACAAAUUAUUCAAAGAAUUUAUGCUCAUCGAUAUUUCAAUCGAGCUUUAGUCUACGAUUUAAGUGUAAGCCGUACCAGCAGUCAAGAAACCUUGCUCAUAAAGUUGCAACAAAAUUCUGGUAAUAAAAGCGAGGCUUUCGAUAUACAAGAAAAAGCGUCGAAUAGCAACAAUUUUUUUAUAUAUAAGGCAUUGACACGCCAAGUAGAAGAUCCUCAAUUUCAAACGCAGCGUUCCACUGUAUACAUUAUUGAGAAUGACUGCAUCCCCCCUGAAGGAAAAUUUUUAAAAUUGAAGAACGGACAAAAAUAUAUGAGUUAUCGCUUCAUAUUAACCGCUGAUCAUAAGAAACAUGUGGCCUUGAAAGAAAUGCGAAAUGUUUUAAGGUUUAGCUCGCAAGAAUUGCUCAAUAAGCACGCCCAAGAAUGGGAACAUUUUUGGGAGCAUUUUCGUAUUGAAAUUAAAGGAAGUCUCGUUUUGUCUCAAAUAAUAAAUGCUGGCAUUUUUUAUUUGGCCAAUUCGUUGCCUUCAUCCACAAGCAAUCAGCCUAAUAAUCCAUACUGUGGCUUAAGUCCUACAGGUUUAGCUCGUGGUCAAUUGGAUGCCGACUAUCAGGGUCACAGCUUUUGGGAUACUGAAAUUUGGAUGCUGCCCAUAAUAACGCAUCUCAAUACGGAUUGGUCACGCAGAUUGCUUAAAUAUCGCUCCGACCGUUUAGCGGCAGCCAAUUACAAUGCUAUGGCAACCGGUUAUCGAGGGGCGAGAUUUCCUUGGGAAAGCGCUUUUACUGGCGUCGAAGUAACUAAUCCAUGCUGCCCUGAAGUGGCUCAACAACAAAUCCACAUAUCAGCCGACAUAGUUUUGGCUCUGCAGCAUUUCUAUGCAGUCACCCACGAUGAGACUUGGCUGUGUGGAACUGCUUGGACCUUGGCCAGCGAAAUUGCUGAAUUUUUAAUUAGUCGUGUUUCUUGGAAUAUUACAACCGAUCUAUACCAUGUUGAGAAUGUCAUGGGGCCUGAUGAAGACCAUAAUCAUGUUAAUGAUAAUGCUUAUACAAAUGUAGCGUUUAAAAAAGCAUUGGAAUUCGCUAGUUUUGUCUCAUCCGUAUGUUGGAAUCAAACUGAACAAAGCAAAGCAUGGUUGAACGUAGCUCAAAAGAUGUAUCUACCUUAUAACAAAUCAAACGAUUAUCAUCCUGAGUAUGCUGGCUAUGAGACGGGAGAGCAAAUUAAACAGGCGGACGCUAUCCUUUUAGGUUUCCCUUUGCAACUCGAUAUGGUCAAUACAACACGCUACAAUGAUUUAGUACUUUAUGAGAAUGUAACACGUGCUUCGGGUCCAGCUAUGACUUGGUCUAUGUUCGCCAUAAACUUUUUAGACGUCGGUUUUAAAACAAAGGCUGAUGAGUAUUUCCUAAAAGGUUUUGAGAAUUACAUAAGAUCGGAAUUUAAGGUAUGGAGCGAAACAUCUUUUCCUUUUAAAGGUUCCUCGAAUUUUCUAACAGGAAUAGGUGGCUUUCUCCAAUCAAUUCUUUAUGGUUAUGCCGGUAUUCGUUUUCAUUUAGAUCCAAAGGGCAGAUCGCAAAUGUUGCUUAAACAAAGUCAUUUACUGCCCGCAAUCAAAUCGUUUACUGUUAAAGGCAUAAAAUUUGGUAACGCAUCAUUCGCCUUAAAGAUAUUUGGCAAUGGGAACUCUCUAUUAACCUGCUUAAGCUUAGGCAGCCUUCCUUUACAAUUAAUGGGGAAAACCCCGGAACCGAUCAUCUUAACGGAUAACUGCGCAAUAUCUUUAGAAAACGAAACUGUUACCAUCCAAACGCCAGAGUUUACAUCGAAGCUGUGAUCCUCAACUUAAUAUACAACAUUAAACAAUUAUAGUAUUUUUAUGCAUAUUUUUCAUGGUUUAACUUUAUUAAAAAAUAACCAAAACACUGAGAGCAAUUAAGUUCGAGCACGUUCUUCUUGACUAGUGUAUAAUUUUUAUAUAUAAUAUAUAUACAUAUACUAUCAUCAUUUCAUGAUAUUCUAUGUUCAUCUAUAUAAAUUGGGUAAGAGAAAAUUUGCAUAUUUCCGUGUUACGCAGACAGAUAGACGAACAGACAAACAUGCGUGGUUUUUGAAACUGUCUGUGGUAUAUGGGUUCAAAUUUAUGUAGAUUUGUCUGCUGUAUUUUAUCGGUAAUAAGCAAAAAUUGAUUGAUUGAUUGAUUCUGAUCCUUCGACCGAUUUAUCCCAUUUUCAGUGCCAAGCUACGUGAAGAAACUUCCAAAGUUUCUGUAAAUUUCAAGUCGAUAGCUUCAUUUUUGCGGCCAGGAGAAUAUUUACAACAUACUAUAUACGGACGGACAAGCAGAUAGAUGGACAACCACUACUUAGAACCCCUUUUAUCCAAUUUAUCCAUUAAUGAUCCCACCUCGGUGAUUAAAGCCACCCAAAUCUUAAUAUACGCUGAUUAUGUUAAGCUCGUUCCAUCCUUUUCCUAGGAAUCGCAAUCGUAUAAGCUUCAAAUUGACGCAAACAAUUUGGUUACGUGGUGUUGAUUCUAUUUUGUGAAAUUAAAUCUAAGAAAAUGCAAGAAGCUUCCUUCUUUGGGUUGGGGCCCUGUUGUCUCUCUGCCUCCUCCUGUGUUGUCUUUACCAUCACUUGAGAAACGUAGAUUUUUUUCUUGAUGUU
Molecule: messenger RNA, 3074 nt
Organism: Glossina fuscipes
Lineage: Eukaryota; Metazoa; Arthropoda; Insecta; Diptera; Glossinidae
Product: protein-glucosylgalactosylhydroxylysine glucosidase
Exons: 12
Coding region: 35-2245 (736 amino acids)
Biological process (GO): carbohydrate metabolic process
Molecular function (GO): catalytic activity
Source: RefSeq, a predicted model, not a curated record